Messenger RNA from Meloidogyne enterolobii, 828 nucleotides. The record is from the annotation of a GenBank genome assembly. Lineage: Eukaryota; Metazoa; Nematoda; Chromadorea; Rhabditida; Meloidogynidae.
AUGUUGACAUUUUUGCAGCUCCAGAUUCUUUACCUGAUCUCAAGGAUUGGUUUCUUUAAAAAAAUUUUUUUCCAAUUUAAAAUUUAUUCUAGGUACAUUCUCAGCGUUGUUUUAAAAGCACAUAACGGCCCUUUCUCUUUUGGCAUUUUAGUCAAACUUUUUUAUGAAUGUUUUCCACUCAAAUUAAUGGUUGAUUUUUCUUCUACAAAAAUGUUUAUUAGCAGUGGAAGCCUUACAAACGAUGGAAAAUCGCUUGGAGCAAGCGAAUUGGAAGCAUUCCUUCGAUUAUCAAGUCAUCAUAAACAAACAAUGGUUAAUUCUGUGGAAGUUGCUGAACGUUUCAAAGCCUUUUCAAGUACACACAAACCUACAGAUGUAUUAAGCUCUAAAGGACCUUCAUUUUUAGUAGAAUUAGCAAAUAGAUAUAAUAUAAUUGGUGGAUAUUGGAUUAUGUUUUUUCAAGAUUUGGAUAUUUCUCAAAGAGAAGGCGCUUUCAAUCUCUUACUUGAAUCUGCAUACAAAAAUUGGGGACCUAUAAGUCGUUUCAAUGCAAAAAUUUCUUCUGAUAAUUUUAUUAUUUGUUUUGGAAAUAAAUUAACCACAAGUAUAAUGAACCCAGCAAAUUUGGACUCUUCUCGACGCAAAACUGAAGUAACUGAUCCUGGUGCUUUAAAAGUUAGACAAAUUGUUGAUAAAAUUUAUGCAAAAAAUUGUUAUUAUUUUGGUUCAAUGCAUAUGAAAUGUAAGGGUUUAUUUUUGAAUUUUGAAUUAAAAAAAUAUUUUUUUCUUGUAGAUAAACCAGACAUUAUGAGGUUUUAUUUUUAUUAA